GGGCUGUGCCAUUCAGGCCUGUCCAGACAAGGCCUGUCCAGACCAACGAACGGCAGGGCCCGUCCAGCCGGAACGCGCUCCACCGCGACACGCAUGCCAGCACGGCCAUCUGUGCUAGUGCCGGCAUCUGAGACGUCGUCGCUGCAAACAGCGAUUUGAUCCACCGCCUCAGGAGAUAAAGAAAUCUAGAACAAAACACCCCCCCAUCGCCCAGCCUUGGCCACCCGAACUUGCUCCACGACACCACUCCUCCCCACCAUCGCCAAUCGCGCCCUCGACUCUGGGCACCCUCCUCCCCUGAUGGGCAUCGCCAGCACCAACAAUGGCGCCAGCAAUAGCCUCCAGGCCAGACUCGUCGCCGCCUGGCAUUCCCUCCGCGAUGCCUGGGCGCGCGUCUACCCGGGCAUCAAGCCCUAUCUCCCGCCCGUGAACUUUAUCACCAUACACUACUCCUAUUUUGUCUUUUUCGGCCUCGUCAUGUCGGCCGUCUUCUUCGCCCUGUCGGACCGCGAGGAGUUCACGACACUCAGCUUUAUCGACUCGUGGUUCCUCAUCAUGUCGUCCUUCACCGGCAGCGGCCUCAAUACCAUCAACCUCAGCGACCUGGUUACGGGCCAGCAGGCCAUUUUGUUUCUGAUGAUGAUCCUGGGCAGCCCCAUACUCGUCGCCGAGAGCACCAUCCUGGUGCGCCUGUAUCACUUCUCCAAGCGCUUCGAGCACGUCGAGAACUUUGAGCGCGAGAAGCGCCGGCGCAAGCGGGCCACGGGGGCAAUGAUUGGCAUGGCUGGUGCCAUGGCCGGCCUGCCCGUCAUGUCAUCCUUUGGCGCCCAUCAGGCCGACGCCAGCGAGCACUCCCGGCGCGCCAAGCUCGACGCCUUUGAGCUCUCGAAGCCCAACAAACACGCAUCCGACCGCCGCAGCUCCCACUUCGAGGACAGUGACGCCACCCCUGCCGCCCAGCCCGCAAGCACCACCACGCCGACCGCCACACACCCGCACGCCGCGGUGCUGCAAAACGUCCUCGACGGCAACAACGGCAACAACGGCAACCCCCUGUCGCCCGGCGGCCGCGGCGAUCACACCGCGCCCUCGCACGCCCACUUCCGACACCGUAACCACCGCCCGCCGCAGCUCGCACGCGCGGCAACGGCCAGGGUGGGAGGCGGCGCGGGAGGCUUUGGAGGGGCGCACCACGGCUUCGACUUCCGCCAUUUCGUCAAGGAGCACAAGAGCUCCAUCGGGCGCAACGGACAGUUCUUCGACCUGGACGAGGACCAGCGCGAGUACCUGGGCGGCGUCGAGUAUCGGUCGCUCAAACUCCUAUUCGUCAUCAACGCCGUCUACUUCUUCCUCUGGCAGGCCCUUGGCGCCAUCGCACUCGGCGCCUGGAUGGCAACCUACAGCCGCGAGAUCUGCGCCGUCAACAACCAGGACCCCUGGUGGACCGGCGUCUUCCUGGCCGUGUCGGCCUUCAAUAACGCCGGCAUGACACUGCUGGACGCCGGCAUCGCCGCCUUCAACCGCGACCCCUUCGUCCUGACCAUCGUCACCAUCCUUUCGCUCGCUGGCAACGCCGCCUUCCCGGCCUUUGUCCGCGGCACCGUCUACGUCUGCCGCCUCGGCUUCAAGUACGGCAUCGCCCGCUACGGCCCGACCGGCCACGACUACGGCGCGUGGGAGGAGGCCUUCGACUUCAUCCUCAAGUACCCGCGCCGUCUGUUCAUGCUCAUGUUCCCGUCGCGCCAAAACCUCGUCUUCAUCGGCUUCUUCUCCACCCUCGUGCUCAUCAACUGGGUCGGGCUCGUGGUGCUCAACAUUGGCAACUCGCUUUUCGACGACACCCCUAACCCCGCCCGCACCGGCAUCAUGCUCUUCCAGGCCAUCGCCACGCCCUCGAGCGGGCUUGCCGUAUUUUCCAUCUCGGGGCUGUGGUUUGGCCUGUUGGUGCUCCUGCUUGUCACCAUGUACCUGGCCGCGUACCCCGAGAUUAUUGUCAUGCGCAAUUCGAACGUCUACGAAGAACGAUCCCUCGGUCUUUAUUCGGUGGACGAGGCGCAGAAACAGGACGAGGAGGAGGACGCCGCCGAGGCCGCGGCAGAGAUGACGGUCAUCGCCCCGCUCCUGUCGCCCACCUCGGUGGCGGCGUCGCACACGACCGCCAUAUCAAGGUCCAUGCAACCCAUCAAGUCGCUGGCCGCCGUCGGCCGGCGCGGCACCGCCUUCGUCGGCAAGCAGAUUCAGCGGCGCAUGAACGACUUCCAAGGCGUGGGCAUCGACACCAGUUCGCGGCGCGACUACGUCCCCAUCCCCGGCCUCAAGCGGUCCGAGGAGAUCGACUUUGACGACCCCGCGCCCGUCGCCGCGCCCGAGGGCGGCAUCAGCCUCGUCUCGCAGCACCUUAGGGGCCAGCUGUCGCACGACAUGUGGUCCAUCGCCCUGGCCCUCUUCCUGGUCGCCCUGAUCGAGACGGCGCACUCCAUCGCCGACCCGCAGGGCUACAGCAUCUUCAACUUUCUGUUCGAGAUCGUGUCGGGCUACACAAACAUCGGCAUCUCGGUCGGCCUGACGGGCAAGUCCUUCAGCUUCUGCGGCGGCUGGUUCGCCGGCAGCAAGGUCGUCAUGGUGCUCAUGAUGAUCCGCGGCCGCCACAGGGGCCUGCCCGUCGCCCUGGAUCACUCGGUCAAGCUGCCCGGUUGGGACGACGCGGCGCGCGAGGACCAGGACGCCGAGAUUCGGAGAACUAUCAGCAGGGCGAGGACGAGCGUGGAUGCGCACCGGGUUCCGUAGGGGGCGUUUUGUAGUUUAUUGUGUAGUUGUUGAAUGUACAGACGAGAUAUGCAGAUCAACAUGGUGUUUCUCAAUUGGCAGUGACUGCUCAGGCCGUCAGCAUUGACAAGCCUCCGCAAUGCGCCAAGACAACCUUUUCCAAGAAAACGAAUACAAAAGAAAACAAGCCAAAAGAAUUCACAGGAGAUAAGAGAAACGCGUACAAGAAUAAAGAAAAAGAAGGCGUAUAAGAACGAUAAAGCGAAAUAAAAAGAAGAAUCAGGAAAAGGAAUGAGCCCUGGGAAUAAAAACAGGAAUAACGAUAGGAAUAGAAAUAAAGAAAUCAUUUAAAGAC
Molecule: messenger RNA, 3121 nt
Organism: Gaeumannomyces tritici R3-111a-1
Lineage: Eukaryota; Fungi; Ascomycota; Sordariomycetes; Magnaporthales; Magnaporthaceae
Product: potassium transporter 1
Exons: 2
Coding region: 301-2787 (828 amino acids)
Biological process (GO): potassium ion import across plasma membrane; intracellular potassium ion homeostasis
Cellular component (GO): plasma membrane
Molecular function (GO): high-affinity potassium ion transmembrane transporter activity
Source: RefSeq, a predicted model, not a curated record